GCGCCAAGUUCUUUGUGUUUGGGAUCGUUCAAUGGAGUCGAACGUAGUGGAGAUCGCUCCUCCGGUCGCUUCUUGCUCGAGAGCAAAGACUGAAACUCCAGAAGUGAUUGAUGUGGAGGAAUAUGAUUUGCAAAACGGUGGUGUUCUUAAUGGCAACAAUGUUGAUAACAAGAAUAAAGGGAAGGCUAUUGAUUUUGAUUCCGUUUCUUACGAUGAGCAAGAUGAUGAGUAUGUUUCGGGUGAUGAUUAUGAUUACCCUGAAUCAUCUCCAAUAUCAAAUAGUUUGUUAGACCCAGAUACUUUGAUCUAUGAAGACGACGAAAACUAUUCCGAACAAUAUGACUUUGAAAUGGAGGAGGAGACUGAUAAUUACUCCAUGUAUCAAGACCUUUUCGAUGGUAAGGAUAUCCCAACUGGUGUGGAGGUGUCAAUGGAUUGGUUUCCAAAUUCAGCUGACAAGGAAUCAGCGAGUGGAAGCAGCAAAUCGUCUAAUAAGUCAGAUGUUACCGGUAACAGUUCCAAGAAAGCAACAAAAGGAAGUGGAAUCCAAUCUCAGUUUUCUUUCCCAGAUAUGGCAACCCCUAUUGCUCAACCAUGGAAUGCUUUACCGCACAAAGCUGGAGGAGUCAUACCAAACUCUGCUUAUGCCUUGCCACAGAACAGCAAAGCUUUUCAACCACCUUUUACUCUCGGUUCUUCAACCUCCAAAACGUAUUUUUCCAAUCAUUUUCAGCCUCAGACUCCUGAUACCGUAUUGGGGGAGGCUCCAGCUCCUGCUGCAGGUUCUUCUGGUUUAUUGCUUCCGGUACCACCAAACACACCUGGUUUUAAAGGUUAUGGUGCUCGGUAUAGAGUGGAAGAGGCUAUAUUACCUCCGGAUGCUUCCAGAGUUAAGAGAAAUAUGGAGGAUUUUCUUGGGCUUUAUUUGUUUUUCAAAAGAUUUGACAUCGUCGAAGAUUUUUCAGAUCACCACUAUGCUACUAAGGGAAAUUCUUCAAAGCAGCAUUCGAAGGAUUGGGCGAAAAGGAUUCAAGACGAGUGGAAAAUUCUUGAGAAAGAUUUACCAGAUAUGAUAUUUGUCAGAGCUUAUGAAUCUAGGAUGGAUCUUUUAAGGGCUGUAAUUAUCGGAGCGCAAGGAACUCCAUACCAUGAUGGUCUGUUCUUUUUUGAUAUCUUCUUCCCGGAUACAUACCCUUCUGUGCCACCGACUGUUCAUUACCAUUCUGGUGGGCUGAGAAUCAACCCGAAUCUGUACAAUUGUGGGAAAGUCUGUCUGAGUCUUCUCGGCACUUGGAGUGGUAGCCAGAGGGAGAAAUGGAUCCCCAACACUUCCACAAUGUUACAGGUUCUUGUCUCGAUCCAAGGUCUCAUCUUAAAUCAAAAACCUUACUUCAACGAGCCUGGCUAUGAGAGUUCAGCGGGUUCUGCACAUGGUGAGAAUAACUCUAAGGCUUACAGCGAAAACACACUCCUACUGUCUUUAAAGACUAUGGUUUACACCAUGAGGAGACCACCCAAGUAUUUUGAAGACUUUGCGUAUGGACAUUUCUUCAGCUGUGCUCACGACGUGUUGAAGGCGUGUAAUGCCUAUAGAAACGGAGGUAUACCGGGAUUUCUGGUGAAGGGGGCUCAAGAUGUGGAAGAGAAUAGCCCGAACAGUAGCUCUAAGAAGUUUAGGACAGAUGUGGCUACCUUUGUGGAGACAGUGCUGUUGAAAGAGUUUAUUCUUCUAGGUGUCCUUGGUCUCGAACCGGAAGGAGAAGACAAAGCACCUGAGACUAACAACGUUGCAGAGAGUAGCCACAAUACCAGAUCAAGCGCCAAGAGAGACAGACUUUCUUCUAGUUGAUCUCCAUGGCUCCUUUUUUUUCCCUUAAUUUUUCUUAAUUUCUGAAGAAACCAACCGGUGACUU
Messenger RNA from Arabidopsis arenosa, 1913 nucleotides. The record is from the annotation of a GenBank genome assembly. NCBI's taxonomy places the organism in Eukaryota, Viridiplantae, Streptophyta, Magnoliopsida, Brassicales, Brassicaceae.